GAACUCGCAAUCAAAACAAGUCGGCCACGCGUGCUUUUCCCGCAGAAAUGACGUCAUCACCACGGCCCUCCCCUUCCCAUGUCCACGGUCGGCAACAACUACUAGAAUAACAAAAUAAACAGUUAAAUGACGGGUUGUUCUAACAUCUAUAAACGGAUAAAAUAUAUUUGAUCAUUUCUUCCACAUUUUUGACGUUUCAAACCGCUCGAGCAAGAGGGAGGGAUAUUGAGGCCAGCUGAUUUGGUCUGAGAGCCGUCUGAGAGGCGGAAGUGAGGUCACCAGGAGCUCGUCCAUGUUAUUAUUGUUAUUUUGGUCGCUGGCAGUGUGAUGAGACGGACUGGAGAGCCGUCGGGCUCCAAGACUAGGCUACUGCUCUUCCAGGCCGCCCCGGACUAAACCUCACAGCCACCCCCGAGAAAGGAGCACUGUCAACAGGGGAGAGCGCCCAGCCCAGCCUCUUCGACCGACACAGGCGACAAAAACAAUACGGUAUUCGGCAAACCCAACGCUAGCCCCAGACUUGUAUGUGUGCGGUAACACACCGCGACGUGCCUCCGCAGAUAUGAACGGCAUCACCAAGGGCAGGUUCGAGGUGUUCUCCAACAGUGAUGAAGCUCCCAUUAACAAGAAGCUUCCCAAGGAGCUUCUGCUCAGAAUCUUCUCCUAUCUUGAUGUGAUCACAUUGUGCAGGUGUGCCCAGGUGUCCAAGGCGUGGAAUGUCCUGGCCUUGGAUGGUAGUAACUGGCAGAAAAUUGACCUCUUCAACUUCCAGACAGACAUAGAGGGUAGAGUAGUGGAGAACAUCUCCAAGCGAUGUGGAGGCUUCCUGAGGCAGCUGAGCUUGAGGGGUUGUCUCAGUGUGGGGGACGCAUCCAUGAAGACGUUUUCCCAGAACUGCCGUAACAUUGAGGUGUUGAACCUGAACGGCUGCACUAAGAUCACAGACAGCACCUGUCUCAGCCUCUCCAAGUUCUGCUGCAAACUCAAACAGCUGGACCUCACCUCCUGCGUGUCUGUUUCCAACCACUCCCUCAAAGCUCUCAGUGAUGGCUGUCGUAUGUUGGAGAUGUUGAACCUGUCGUGGUGUGACCAGAUCACCAGAGAUGGCAUCGAGGCUCUGGCCCGGGGCUGUAACAACCUACGAGCCCUGUUCCUACGCGGCUGCACACAGUUGGAGGAUGGAGCACUGAAACACCUCCAGAAACACUGUCCUGAACUAACCACUAUCAACAUGCAGUCCUGCUCAAUAACUGAUGAUGGCUUGGUCAGUCUGUGUCGGGGGUGCCACAAGCUGCAGGUCCUGUGUAUCUCUGGCUGCAGUAACAUUACAGACGCCUCUCUCACUGCUCUGGGUCUCAACUGUCCCCGACUGAAGAUCUUGGAGGCUGCGCGAUGUUCACAGGUUACAGACGCUGGGUUUACUGUACUGGCCAGGAAUUGUCAUGAGAUGGAAAAAAUGGAUUUAGAAGAAUGUAUUUUGGUGACUGACAACACACUAGUCCAGCUCGCUAUUCACUGCCCUCGCCUGCAAGCACUGUCUCUCUCCCACUGUGAGUUGAUAACAGACGAUGGUAUCAGGGCGCUGAGCAGCAGUGUGUGUGGACAGGAGCGCCUCACAGUGGUGGAGUUGGAUAACUGCCCUCUGAUCACAGACGGGACUCUGGAGCACCUGAAGAACUGCCACCGUCUGGAGAGGAUAGAACUCUACGACUGCCAGCAGGUCACCAGGGCCGGCAUCAAACGCAUACGGGCUCAUCUCCCAGAGAUAAAAGUCCACGCCUACUUUGCCCCGGUGACACCCCCUCCUUCGGUGCACGGCGGGGGCCAGAGGCUGUGUCGCUGCUGCAUCAUCCUCUGACAGUGGAGGGCCAGGGGGGGUCAGCUCUGCCUGCAGGUCCUACUGCUGUGACCCCCCCCCCAACAAUAACCCACCUGAUCCCCGCAAGAUGAUGAGACAGACCCUGAACCCCACCACUACACAACUACACCACAACACCCUGAACCCCACCACAACACAACUACACCCUGAACCCCACCACAAUGACACCACAAUACCCUGAACCCCACCACAACACAAUUACACCACAAUACCCUGAACCCCACCACAACACAAUUACACCACAAUACCCUGAACCCCACCACAGCACAAUUACACCACAAUACCCUGAACCCCACCAGAACACAACUACACCACAACACCCUGAACCCCACCACAACAC
This is a messenger RNA of Salmo salar (Atlantic salmon), 2219 nucleotides long. It is a transcript of the gene fbxl2, whose product is annotated as F-box and leucine-rich repeat protein 2. The record is from RefSeq and is a predicted model, not a curated record. Gene Ontology annotation, cellular component: SCF ubiquitin ligase complex; cytoplasm. Gene Ontology annotation, molecular function: protein binding. Lineage: Eukaryota; Metazoa; Chordata; Actinopteri; Salmoniformes; Salmonidae. Gene Ontology annotation, biological process: SCF-dependent proteasomal ubiquitin-dependent protein catabolic process.